AUGGACUUGUUACAGGAAUACGGAGAUUCAUCAGAUGAAGAAACAACUACUACAACAACGACGAAACAAGUAGAAGAAAAUAACAAUAACAAUAAUAAUAAUAAUAAUGUAACAAAAGAAUUUAAAUCAUUUAAACCUUCAUUGUCAAUAGCACCGUCAGUAAAGAAUAUUCAAGUGUUGGAGAACAAGGUAGAUCCCAACUCAAAGAUACUAUCAUACAAUCCAACAGUAGAGAGUUUAUAUGGUGAGACUGAAGGUCCUGAAACACCUUUUACAAGAUCAAAGCAAAGAAUUGAUCCAUCAUUAAAGAAUCACAAGACAGGAAUAGUAGAGAAUUAUUAUAUCAAUGACUUUUCAUUCAAAGAUCAAUACUAUACAUACAAAUCAUAUGGAUAUGCAGCCGACCCAAAUACAGGUGUCAUUGUAGGUGAUAAAGAUAGUUAUAUAAAUCAUCAUGGCGCAUCUGUAUAUAAUAAUAUUAAACAACAAGAAAAUAAUAAUAAUAAUAGUAAUAAGAAAAAGAAAAGAGAUAAUGAUGAUCCAUCAGAUGUUAAAGGGUAUAUGGGACCAUGGGCACCAAAACAACACGAGAUUGAUUUGAGAAACAAACUACAACAACAAGAUGAAGAGGAUGCUGCGACGGUGGGUGUUGAGAUGUCGGUUGAACAAAAGGCGUAUUUGGACAUGCGAAAGAAACAGAGUAUACGCGACAAGGAGGCGUCGCAAGUGACAUCGGUUUUCUAUGGCAAGGAGAGAAAGGAUUAUAUGGGACGCAGCUGGAUCGAGCCACCCAGCGACCUCAAGACUGGCGUCGAGGUGGACAGCUUCUUGCCCAAGAAACUGAUACACACGUGGACCGGGCACAACAAGGGUGUGUCGGCCAUCCGUUUCUUUCCACGGUACGGUCACUUGUUGCUGAGUGCCAGUAUGGACAGCUCGGUGCGUAUCUGGGAUUAUGACGCGCGAUCAGGUGACAUUGUGCAAGACUAUGACCAGCAUUUGGGUGCCAUCAACACCAUCACCUUUAUCGACGACAACCGUCGGUUUGUCUCGUCGUCGGACGACAAGUCACUUCGUAUCUGGGAUUGGGGUAUUCCAGUCGUCAUCAAGUAUGUCAGCGAGCCAGAAAUGCAUUCCAUGCCCGCUGUUGCCCUCCACCCCAGCGGCAAGUACUUUGCCACACAAUCCAUGGACAACCAGAUCCUCGUCUAUGGUGCACGAGACAAGUUUAGAAUGAACAAGAAAAAGAGAUUUACAGGUCACACCAACGCAGGUUAUGCCUGUCAACUCAACUUUUCACCCGAUGGUAAAUACGUCAUUUCCGGUGAUGCCACUGGUAAAGCUUAUUUCUGGGAUUGGAAAACUUCUAAAGUUAUCAAAUCAUUUAAAGCACAUGAUGAUGUUUGUAUAGGUAUUGAAUGGCAUCCACUUGAAACUUCAAGGGUUGCAACGUGUGGAUGGGAUGGUACAAUUAAAUAUUUUGAUUAA
Messenger RNA from Cavenderia fasciculata, 1488 nucleotides. RefSeq names its product WD40 repeat-containing protein (gene cdc40). Gene Ontology annotation, molecular function: protein binding; mRNA binding. The transcript is spliced from 4 exons. Gene Ontology annotation, biological process: mRNA splicing, via spliceosome. Bases 1 to 1488 code for a protein of 495 amino acids. Gene Ontology annotation, cellular component: catalytic step 2 spliceosome. Lineage: Eukaryota; Evosea; Eumycetozoa; Acytosteliales; Cavenderiaceae. The record is from RefSeq and is a predicted model, not a curated record.